CGGUCCGGUUAGUGGCGUGGUCAGUCGUAGGCGUGGGUAGUUGGAGUAAUUAACGUUGUGUCUUGACAAGAGUUAUUUUCAGUUCUCAUUAAGUGAUCACCCGCCUCUUUGAAAUGGCUCAAGAAAAUAGUAUUCGCGCCUUGCUGACAGUAUUAUUGCUCCUCUUCUGCGUGCAUCAAGGUUUGUCUAUCAAGUGCUGGGUAUGUAGAUCAGAUUCAGAUCCAAAAUGCGCUGAUCCCUUUGACAAUACGACAGUGCCGAUUACCGACUGUAAACAAGAACCUGAUCUUGAGCACUUGCCAGGAGUCAGACCAACUAUGUGUCGUAAGAUUCGCCAGAAAGUUAAUGGGGUAUGGAGGUACUUUCGUAGUUGCGCUUACAUGGGAGAGCCAGGCAUUGAGGGUGACGAGAGAUUUUGUCUCAUGAGAACCGGGACUUACAACAUAUUCAUGGAAUAUUGCACUUGCAAUAGCAAGGAUGGCUGCAACGCAGCACCGUACAAUCACGGCAGUCUAAUUGUCUCGUUGAUAGCUGCCUUAGUCUCUAUGCGAUACGUACUUGUUUAUACUUAAUGAACUCUACCAAAGUUUAUAACUAGAUCUGAGAUACCCAAUCUGUCCAUAGUUUGAUCAAACGUCUUUGCAGUAUUGAGAUCCGCUCGUACUUACUUAAGGAGAGUAUUUUUAAUUGACAAUUCUUAGGAUCUGAACCUUACGGAGGCAGGGGCUGCAAAUUCUACAUGCAGGCCGCUGGACGCCGCUCGAAAACAAACGCGUGUCUCAGUUUUUUUUAAUCUAUACAUAAAAGUGCCUUUUUAUGUCUUGCUAGGAAAAUUUUUUAUAGUCGAUUUAAGAGGAUAUUUAUACGAGAACUUUUUAAACGAUUAUACAACAUCGCUUUUCUACGUUGGCGCGUUGAAAUCAAAUUCCGUGUCUCGAUAUACUUUUAAUCUACCCUUUCGUGCCUUGCUAGGGAAAUGUUUUAGUCGAAUUAAGAGGAUAUUUAUGCGAGAUUUUUUAAACGGUAUAUACAAUAUCACUUUUCUACCUUGGGACCAAAGGUAUAUUCGUUACCUUUUCAAGAAGAUGUUUGUUUUUAUCGACAUGAAAACAUAUGCUUGUGUCAUACUCUUCAGUUUAGAAUGGCUUAGUACAAACGGCGAACGCCACGGUGUUCACUGUACACACUUGUUUCGUUAUAUAUAUGAGUCCGUCCAGACUAUAUUAAUUAUAAAGAUCACGACGCUUUUUAUAUUUUUAUAUGUACUUUCCCAUGGAGUGUCGUUCAACGAACGUCACACAAAUAAAGCAUACCAUUGAUUACAGAAACGCACCAUUCCUUUAUGUGUUCUGUUACAUGUGUACAAUAAAAGUGAUAAAUAAAGAUCUAUGGAAAACAA
Molecule: messenger RNA, 1399 nt
Organism: Megalopta genalis
Lineage: Eukaryota; Metazoa; Arthropoda; Insecta; Hymenoptera; Halictidae
Gene: crok
Product: crooked
Biological process (GO): sleep; regulation of synaptic transmission, cholinergic; positive regulation of voltage-gated potassium channel activity
Source: RefSeq, a predicted model, not a curated record